AUGUCUCUUCCUGGCCUCCUUGUUGUGGUGAUGACAAUAUUCCUCGCUGGAUCAUCCGAUGGGUUUGUCAUGACGAAAUGGAUGAACAACAAUCCCAGUGCAUGUAAAAUUGGAUACAGCAGCAAGCAUGUUUCCUUUUCGGCUUCGGUAGUGGAAUCCUCGUCGGGUCCCGAUCAAGAUUUGCUGCCUCCUUCCACCAUGCGUGUCAAGGAAAUUCAAGCCGAAUUACAGACUCGUCAAGUUUCCUAUGACGAUUGUUUUGACAAGGAAAGUCUCGUCAAACGACUGCAAGACGCCCGAGAAGGGACCACCACAGCAACAACAACCACAACAAUACCUACUACUGAUACUGAUGACACUGAUGAAAUCAUCCCGGAAGUCUUGGAUUUAGGCGAAACACCGCAAGAAUACGCCGCUCGCACCAAUCAACCUCCCAGCGAUGGAUCCACCAUUGAAAACGACUUUGAUGUGGCGGGCAAUUUGGAGGAACUCCGAUCCAUGACGAUCCGACAACUCCGUGAAGAAUGCGGCAAACGCAAGAUGCGGUGGGCGCACUUUGUGGAAAAGGAGGACAUUGUACAGGCUCUGUUGGAAGCUCGGUCGAGUACCGUACGAUACUCGGUUGCUGGCCACGUCCAACCGGGGAUUGUGGCCGAGUUGACGGACGAACAAUUGACACAAGAACUCUCGGCACCCUCGGAAGCACCCUUGCUAUUGGAUAUUUAUGCCACAUGGUGUGGACCCUGUCAAAUGAUGGCGCCCGCCUUGAAGGAUGCGGCCUUUGAAUUGGGCACGCGAGUGCGGGUGGCCAAAUUGGAUUCGGAUCAGUAUCCCGCCAUGGCACAACAGUUGCGAGCCGGUGGGUUGCCAACCGUAUUGCUAUUGAAUGGUCCAGACGAGGAGUUGGAACGCAUCGAAGGAGCCAUGAUGAAGGAACAAAUCUUGAAUUUUGUGGCGCCUUACAUUGAUUAUAGAUUGCACUAG
Seminavis robusta is the source of this 984-nucleotide messenger RNA. The record is from the annotation of a GenBank genome assembly. NCBI's taxonomy places the organism in Eukaryota, Bacillariophyta, Bacillariophyceae, Naviculales, Naviculaceae.